This is a messenger RNA of Lepidothrix coronata (blue-crowned manakin), 4131 nucleotides long. It is a transcript of the gene PTGS2, whose product is annotated as prostaglandin-endoperoxide synthase 2. Gene Ontology annotation, cellular component: neuron projection; cytoplasm. Gene Ontology annotation, biological process: cyclooxygenase pathway; response to oxidative stress. The record is from RefSeq and is a predicted model, not a curated record. The transcript is spliced from 10 exons. Gene Ontology annotation, molecular function: heme binding; peroxidase activity; oxidoreductase activity, acting on single donors with incorporation of molecular oxygen, incorporation of two atoms of oxygen. The coding region runs from base 49 to 1863 and encodes 604 amino acids. NCBI's taxonomy places the organism in Eukaryota, Metazoa, Chordata, Aves, Passeriformes, Pipridae.
CCGCCGAGCCGAGCCGAGCCCAGCCCGCACACAGCCCCGCACACGGCCAUGCUGCUGCUGCCCUGCGCCCUCCUGGCCGCGCUGCUGGCCGCCGGCCACGCCGCCAACCCUUGCUGCUCCCACCCCUGCCAGAACAGAGGGGUCUGCAUGACGACGGGACCCGAUCGCUACCAGUGCGACUGCACGAGGACGGGCUUCUACGGGGAAAACUGCACCACGCCGGAAUUCUUCACGUGGCUCAGGCUAACACUGAAACCAUCGCCAAACACUGUCCACUACAUCCUCACGCACUUCCAAGGAGUCUGGAAUAUCAUCAACAACAUUCCCUUCCUGCGGGAUGCUAUCAUGAGAUACGUGCUAACGUCAAGAUCACACUUGAUUGACAGCCCACCAACUUACAAUACUGAUUAUAGUUAUAAAAGCUGGGAAGCUUAUUCCAAUCUUUCCUACUACACAAGAUCCCUUCCACCUGUAGGACUUGACUGUCCAACACCGAUGGGUGUUAAAGGUAAGAAGGAGCUCCCAGACUCGAAGCUGAUUGUGGAGAAGUUUUUGCUAAGGAGAAAGUUUAUUCCCGACCCACAAGGCACAAAUGUGAUGUUCACAUUCUUUGCCCAGCACUUCACUCACCAGUUCUUCAAGACAGACCACAAGAAGGGACCUGGCUUCACCAAAGGCCUUGGCCACGGGGUUGACUUGAACCACAUUUAUGGAGAGACUCUGGAGAGGCAACUUAAACUGAGACUCCGAAAGGAUGGAAAGCUGAAAUACCAGAUGAUCGAUGGAGAAAUGUACCCCCCAACAGUGAAGGACACCCAGGCAGAGAUGCUGUACCCCCCCCACGUGCCGGAGCACCUGCGGUUCUCGGUGGGGCAGGAGGUGUUCGGGCUGGUGCCAGGCCUGAUGAUGUACGCCACGAUCUGGCUGCGGGAGCACAACCGCGUCUGCGACGUCCUCAAACGGGAGCACCCCGAGUGGGACGACGAGCAGCUCUUCCAAACCACCAGGCUCAUCUUGAUAGGAGAGACAAUCAAGAUUGUCAUUGAGGACUAUGUGCAGCACUUGAGUGGGUACCACUUCAAGCUCAAGUUUGACCCCGAGCUGCUGUUCAACCAGCGGUUCCAGUACCAGAACCGGAUCGCAGCCGAGUUCAACACCCUGUACCACUGGCACCCGCUGCUGCCCGACACCUUCCAGAUCCACGACCAGGAGUACACUUUCCAGCAGUUCCUCUACAACAACUCCAUCAUGCUGGAGCACGGCCUUUCCCACAUGGUGAAAUCUUUCUCCAAGCAAAGUGCUGGCAGGGUUGCUGGUGGGAAGAACGUUCCUGCUGCAGUACAGAAAGUGGCCAAGGCUUCAAUUGACCAGAGCAGGCAAAUGAGAUACCAGUCCUUGAACGAGUACAGGAAACGCUUCAUGCUGAAACCAUUCAGAUCCUUUGAAGAACUUACAGGAGAAAAGGAAAUGGCAGCUGAGCUGGAGGAGCUGUAUGGAGACAUUGAUGCCAUGGAGCUGUACCCAGGCCUUCUGGUGGAAAAGCCACGCCCAGGUGCCAUCUUUGGAGAAACCAUGGUGGAGAUGGGAGCCCCGUUCUCCCUGAAGGGACUGAUGGGCAAUGCCAUCUGCUCCCCUGAGUACUGGAAGCCCAGCACCUUCGGUGGCAAAGUGGGCUUUGACAUCAUCAACACUGCCUCCUUGCAAAAGCUCAUCUGCGACAAUGUCAAGGGCUGUCCCUUCACUGCCUUCCACAUCCUAAGUCCUGAACCCACAGAGGCGACCAUUAACGUUAGUACCUCAAAAACAGCCAUGGAAGAUAUCAACCCCACACUACUGCUGAAAGAGCGCUCUGCUGAGUUGUAGAAACCCACCUAUUUAUUUAUUUAACUGUGUUAUUUAUUCUAUUUAUGGCUUAGUAUUUAAAAACUAGGGGAAAAAAAAAACACUUGAGCAUCUUCAUUGUGGGGGUUGCCUUAGAUUCCUUACUCAGGUAAGGCUUCCAUUUACGAAAAGGGAUUUUCUCUGUAUGAGCUGGACAGUGGUGAAUCCCUUGUUUAAAAUCUUCUGUAACAGAACUAUGUAUUCCAAAGUGGACAAAGGUUCCAACUCUUUUUUUUUUUUUUUUAUGUUGUUUUAAUACUUGAUGAAGCGGGGUGGUGGUGGCUUUGUCUGCUUUGUCUGGUGGUUUUCAUAGGUCACAUAACACUACAAAGGCAAGUUUUUGUUUCAGCAGCUUAAACUCGAAAACAGCUGUUGACCUAAAAGAACAAGAAAAAUCUGACUUAAUGAAAACUGCCAGAAGAGAUUAUGAAUUCAGUAUGAGAACUCAAAGAUUAAUGAAAAAAUACAUAUACUUGAGACUCACUUAUUUAUGAAAGGUCAGAAAAUGCAUUGCAUUUGUCAUUGAUACUACCUCUCCUUCACUGCUGAUAAGGCACUUUGUAUCAUAAUUUAUAUGUUCCUUAUGUGUAACUCCACUUCUGGAUUUACAUGAAAACUAACUGUUUUUAAAUACUUUUUUAUUAUUUAAUUUUUUAAAGAAAAUAGAGCUUUUCUUGGCUUCUACUUCUUUUUGAAGCGUGUGUCACAGAAGUAUUAGUUGUGUGAGGGGGUGAGAAUGAGGUACUGAGCUUAGCAAUAACUGACUCUUAGGCUGCAAUGCAAGGCUGCUUGUGUUGGAAUACAGCUGGUUUUAUUGUGUAACUUUGGGGAGGUCUUAAACUUAGCCCAGGGUACUGGUAUUCUUUUCAUAGCUGUAGUUCUCUGGUUUACUUGAUAAUUUGAUGUCUGUCCCUCCAAGGACAGAAGGACAGUGUAGCUGUAGUUAGGCUGUGGCUCUGGUUUAGCUUUGUGUUCCCAAAACAGGGGGAUUACUGGGGAGCAGUGAAAGCUGAGCAGUUGUGCAAACACACAGAAAGCAGAACACAGAGUAGAUUUAGCAGCACUUCAGGGCACAGAGCCUUGAAGGUGCUUAUGUCUGUGUACACAAGUUGUACAUGGAAUUUGUAGUUCUACUUAUUGGGGGAGGAGGGAUAAUGUUUUAUUUAUAAUUUAUAAACAGAGGCAUUUUAAGUAAUUGGCUUAAGCUUCAUUAAAACUGGCUAGCACAAAAGGUCAUAUUUGUCCUGAUCCAGCACUAAAAUAUCUAGUCUCAUCUGGGCACAUAAGUUACACAGGAUCUUGUACCAGCACUUCAGACUUUGCAUGUAAGGGUAUCUUUUUUUAAUUUCUAGAGAGGAAAUGUAGAAGAUGAUCUUCCCAUAAAAACAGCUGGGGAACUAUAGGGAAAAAGAAAAUGUCACUUCAGACUGGAAUAGAGCAGCAACCUGGUACUCUGUGCCCCUGCCCAAAAUUCCUUGACUACUUGUGGAAAAGGACUUGAGUUUUCUGUCUCAUCUGAAUCUCUCACGCACUUGUAGAGGCUUGUGCACUGUAAGGACUGUGGCAAUAGUGUAGUUUGUCUGUGACUUGUGUUUCCAUUGAUCUGUGUAGAGGCAGUGCUGACCUUUGGCUGUGUAGGUCUCGUUGCCAUGGACAGCUGAACCAAGAUCUCCUGCAGCCAUCGAUACCAGGGACUGACUUGGGCUGGUCUUUGGUAUGGAUGCUUUGGGAGCAAGAAGGGCAUUUGUUUUCCUUUUUCUGUUUGAAGCACGAAGAAGGAAAAACCUUCAAUCACCUUGUACCCAAAGGUGGUCGGUGCUGCACUUGCUAAAGAGUGAAAACUGCUCGGACUCUUGUUCACCACGUACCUGUCAAUGAGCUCCAUCUUUGGAACACCCUUCAGAGCACCCUUCUGCUGUUAACUGAGGAAAAGUGUUGGGCUCGCGAGGGGAGGCAAGUCUGGACAGAUCUAGUUGUUUUGGGGUAGGCAAAGAGGAAGUCCUCAGAGCGUGUCACUGGAGUUAAGUUACAAGCUGCUUCAGCAAGGAAUCCUGUUCACUCUGCAUUUUGUACUCUGCAGCCACAUUUCAACUGUCACUGUCUGUGAUGGGACCCGGCCUGCUGGGUUUGGCUGGGUUCAACCUGCUCGUGAUAAAUGUGUAUGUCUGAGAUUAUUUAUUGAAAAUUCUGUGAAUAGUUUUUCACUUUAUUUUUGUAGGACAACGAUGUUGCUAAAAUGCAAUUGUUUAU